AUGGACAAUGAAGGAAAACGUCAAGUUUUACCUACUAAUGUUAGACCAACUAACUAUAACUUAAUUUUGACUCCUGACUUAAAAGAAUUCAUGUGUAAAGGAACUGAAGUUGAUACUGUAACUUUAACUUUUCAAAAAGAAAUUAUUGCUGGUACAAAAGCUGCCUUGCAUAUUGAAUUUACUGGUAUUUUGAAUGACAAAAUGACCGGAUUUUAUCGUUCUAGUUAUGUUGAUGAAUCUGGAAAUAAAAGAUAUUUGGCGACUACCCAAUUUCAAGCAACCUAUGCUCGUCAUGCUUUCCCUUGUUGGGAUGAGCCAGCAAUCAAGGCUACUUUUGAUAUAACAUUAAUUGUUCCUUCAGAAUUGACUGCCUUGAGCAAUAUGAACGUUAUUUCAGAAAAGCCUCUUGCUAAUGGUAAAAAAGAAGUCGUGUUUGCUAAAACUCCAAUAAUGAGCACAUAUGUAGCUGUCUUCAAACAUACAGUAAAACAAAAAGGAUUAGAAUCAAAAUUUAUAGUGGAUAGUUGUGGAACUAACGUUUGGCGUGAACCUCCUAAUCCAAAAAGUGUUGAAGUUUGUAGAAAACAUAAUAUAGAUAUUAAUCAUAGAUCCAGAAAAAUCUCAAAAGAAGAUUUUGACAAGUUUGAUUAUGUUUUGUGUAUGGAUGAUAUGAAUUUACUUGAUGCAGAACGUCUUAAACCUGAAGCUUCAAAAUUGAUUGUCAAAUUUGGUGAGUAUGAUCCACAAGGUGAAAAAGUUAUUAGAGAUCCAUAUUUUGGCGAUAUUAAAGAUUACGAAACAAGUUUUGGCCAGGUUACAAGAUGCUCUGAGGGAUUCUUGAAAACUUAA
Entrophospora sp. SA101 is the source of this 849-nucleotide messenger RNA. The record is from the annotation of a GenBank genome assembly. Lineage: Eukaryota; Fungi; Glomeromycota; Glomeromycetes; Entrophosporales; Entrophosporaceae.